UUCAUUCAAAGCCAACGUUUUUCAUUCAUCCAGCAAAAGUCUGUGGAUCACAUUUUUUCCCCCGAGGUCUGUGCAUUGUUUAUGCAAUGGGUCUUGUUUGUAAUGCUUUGUAGUAGAUUUUAAAAAAAUAAAUAAAUAAAUACAUAAAUAAAUAAAAAUAGACGAGAUACACGUUGCGUCGCUUGAAUAGAAGGACCGUCCGAGAAGAACAUUUUGUUGCAGAGAUUUGUAGAGGGGCCCGAGGAACAACCGGCUCUUCAAUCAGAGGUUCCUCUUCAUCUUCAGAUUAUAUACAUCAUCACUGCUCAUAAGAGUCGACGGAAAGGGUCCAAAUUUUACACCAGAACAUAAGGCAUCAGGGGAAUUGAAGCACUUAAACACCAAGUGUUGGAAGCCCGAGAGUCGAUGCAGGUUUUUUUUAAACGCAACACUGUGAAAUGUGAGUAGCGCUUCAACAAGAGUUGAGCUACACAUUCAGAGGUAGAGGAGACUUAUCCACUGAAACUUAUGUUUGAGGAAAAUAAGAGUGAUGUCUAUAUAUCACCUUUCAGGCAGAGGAUGUCAUCCAUGUUUGGUAAAUCGAGAUCUUGCAGUGUUGUUAAUUUGUCUACCAUCCCAGACCGAGGUCUGAAUGAAUGCAAUAUAGCAGUGUUAGGAUGCAGAGGAUCGGGAAAAUCUGCUUUGACUGUGAAGUUUCUCACCAAAAGAUUCAUCAGUGAAUAUGAUCCAAAUUUGGAAGAUACUUACACCUCAGAAGAAAUUGUGGAUCAGCAGACGGUUCUUCUGAAAGUCAUGGAUACGGCGGACCAGGAUGGGCCUGUGAACUGUGAACGCUACCUUAACUGGGCCAACGCCUUCAUAGUGGUGUACAGCAUUGAGAACAGAAGGAGUUUCGAAGCGUGCCGUCUGUACCUGGACACUGUGUCCAUCCACACUAAGGGAGUGCAGCAGGAGUACCCAGUCAUUCUACUGGGGAACAAACUGGACAUGGAAAGAUACAGACAGGUCAGCAAGUCCGAUGGGCUGUCAUUGGCCUCCAAGUAUGGCUGUUUGUUUUACGAGGUGUCGGCCUGCCUGGACUUCGACUCGGUGCAGCGUGUGUUUCACGAGGCCGCCCGCGAGGUCAAGCGCGAGACGGAGAGGAGCCUGCCGGUGCGGCCGCUCUUCAUCAGCGAGGAGAAGGCGGUCGUGAGCCUGUCUUCCGCCACGGCCCUCCCCGCCAACUACAAAGAGCUGCCCUCCGUCGCCCAGGCCAAAGUCAUCACCGUCAAGUCCUCCCGAGCGCAGAGCAAGAGGAGGGCCCCAACGCUUACCCUGCUCAAGGGCUUCAAGAUAUUUUAACCACUUGAACGCAGACUCAGUUCAGCAAACAGUCAAACCAAAAACCAAAACAUUCAACCAAAACAGUCUAUUCCUGUCAUAUGGGGCUGAAGCAGAAGAGGAGGAAGUGAUAUGAUGGACACAGGAAGCUGCAUGCGUGUGUGUGUGUGUGUGUGUGUGUUGAAAGGGGUGGGUAGGUGGUCAAAGCUUUAUAUUUUAUCAGGAAAAUAUUGCCUCAAGCCUGCGGAGUGACUAUCUCUACUAUAUUUUCUCUUUAUGUUCUUCUGUGCAUUGAUUAGAAAACAAACAUCCAGUGCCACCUGAAACAGUUGAAAUGUUCUGCUGGAGUUACUGAAUUUGAGGACUGCCCUCCAGUGGCGGAUAAGGGUAACUACAGAAGCAGCUAUGAUUUAAGCAUGCGGUAGCUGCUCCCCUCUCAAUGUGGCUCAGUGUUUCAGAUUCAAAACCUAGCCACCCACUUGUUGAAUAUAAUGAUGUGCAAUGCCAAAACUGUUACAAAAACAGGGUGAAUAUAUGUUCUAGGCAAUUAGUAAAAAUGAAACACACACAUGGUACAGAGAUAUGAUAUAAGCAAUUAUGUGCUUUUCCCUUAUAUUUUACAUGCUGUAAAUAUGGAUACAUUCUUAAUAUGCAUAGUUUGCACAGCUGAGAAAGUAGCAAAUAAGAGAUAGCACAGCCUUGUGUACAGAAUAUUUAGUAGAUGUUUAGUAACUUUUGAAUGACUUUUUAAAAAUAAUGUUUCAAAGCAUUGUAAAAUACUGUUAAUACAAUACAAUAACAACAAUUAUUAACAAUAAUAACCCUGUACUGAAAUUUACUGAGUAUCUCCAUAGAAACACAUUGCAUGUAUUUGAAUAGUUUGUAUGGAUCUUUAUUCAAUUUAAAACACUCAGUACAGCAGUAGUUUCCAGCUCCACCCUUCACAUCUGUUCCACAGUGAUCACAGUAUAUCUCUUGGAAAUUUAUGAAAGAUCACAGUUCAAAAAAUAUUUCUUAGCAAAAUAAGUAUGCAAUGGAUCAUUUUAUCUUCCAUGUACUGUACUGUAUUAAAAAUACUGCAGACAUUAUCCCCAUACAGUUGCAUUUAUAUUUUUCAAAUGAAUGACUUUGUUGAGAUCAUUCAGAAGCUGGCAGAUGAUUUAUGUGCACAGUGACGUCUGAAUUAACUAGCUGUCAAAGGGAACUAAAGCUUUGUGUUCACUUAAGACAGGUGAUGGUGUGUUCCACGGGUAAUUACAUAAAACAAUAGCUUUGUAUUAGAUAGUGUUGAGUUCUUUAUGGAGGGAUCUCUACAUGUAAAAAUUACUUCAGAUAUUUUGGUGGAUUAUUUUUAAACCACCUCUAAAAACCAAACGUUGACAGGCAGGUAGGGUUUAAACAGUACAUAAAUAAAUGAUACUGCAUUAGCAUGCAUGCCCAGUGUUAAUGCAAUGCUUUUUAGCUAUCACUUGCUGAUGGCAUUCUUAGAAGCUAGUUAUAAAAAUAAGACAUUUGUUUUGUUUUUCUUCUGACAAAGUCCAACCUGCAGGUUGAUGAACUGAAAGGAAUCUGGGUUUAGCUGCACGCCUGCCUUAUCCUACAUACGUUCACCACAGCCUAUAUUUGUGAUUAUGAAGAGGUCUGGAAGUAAAUUUAACAAAUGG
Molecule: messenger RNA, 2984 nt
Organism: Polyodon spathula (Mississippi paddlefish)
Lineage: Eukaryota; Metazoa; Chordata; Actinopteri; Acipenseriformes; Polyodontidae
Product: ras-like protein family member 12
Exons: 6
Coding region: 508-1341 (277 amino acids)
Molecular function (GO): GTP binding; GTPase activity
Source: RefSeq, a predicted model, not a curated record